GUUAUUAUCUGUGUGUGGUGGUUUUUGAUCCAUGACUCACUGGUGUGAACGUUUCACUGUACACACACACACACACGCACGCGCGCGCACGCACACUUUGAUGACCCACAGUCUGCUCGUUUCCGAAAGCUCACGGAGAUUCACCGAGCAGCGACCCGGCCCCUCCCGGCCCCCUCCUCCGCGCUACAGCGACUCUCCCCUCGGCUCCACUCCGAGGAGGAACCCGGUGCCCCUGGCCGACCGCUUCCAGUUACGUUGCCCCCAAGAUGGAGGUCUGCAGAUGGCACUGCUAGCGUUCACCCGCCGCCGCGACCGUCCGUGUGUCUUCGAUGACGCUUUCGUCGGGACAGAAGUGAUUUGGUGCCAUCUUUUUGUCGAUUUUCUGGGGGAUUUACUCGGGAGAUAUUGAGCUCCGGGCGCGGGUCGAGGCAGCCAUGAGCUCCGGGGAAGGAGCGGAGGAGACGACGAAGGACGCCAGCGACAUAACGCCGUAUUUGAAGAGCGAUGGAUCCCUCCCAAAAGAGCCCAAAGGAGAUGUAUCGAGUCAGAUUGCAGGUUUCAGGAGAAAUGAGGAGAUGAGAGCAAUGGAGGUGCUUCCCAUCCUCAAAGAAAAAGUUGCCUUUUUGUCAGGUGGCAGAGACAGACGCGGUGGUCCAGUGUUAACGUUUCCAUCACGCAGCAACCAUGACAGAAUACGAACGGACGAUCUGAGGAGACUGAUCGCCUACCUCGCCGGCAUCCCCAGCGAGGAGGUGUGUAAACAUGGCUUCACGGUCAUCGUUGAUAUGCGUGGCUCCAAGUGGGACAGCAUCAAGCCUCUGCUGAAGAUCCUGCAGGAGUCGUUUCCGUCCUGCAUCCACGUCGCCCUCAUCAUCAAACCAGACAACUUCUGGCAGAAGCAGAGGACCAACUUUGGCAGCUCCAAGUUCGAAUUUGAGACCACCAUGGUGUCACUAGAGGGCCUCACAAAGGUCGUGGACCCCUCCCAGCUGACGGCGGACUUUGAUGGCAGUCUGGACUACAACCACGAAGAGUGGAUAGAGGUGCGUGUGGCGUUUGAGGAGUUCUCAGGUCACGCUACACAGAUGCUGGCCCGACUAGAGGAGAUGCAGGAAAUUGUUUCAAGGAAAGACUUCCCACAAGACCUGGAGGGAGCCAGAAGGAUGAUAGAGGAGCACGCCACACUGAAGAAGAAAGUCAUUAAAGCCCCAAUAGAGGAGCUGGACACUGAGGGUCAGAGGUUAUUGCAACGCAUCCAGAGCAGCGAGUCUUUCUCCAACCGCAACGGAAGCAGUGGUGGCAGCGGCAGCAGCAGCGGGAGCAGUGGGGUCUGCAACGCAGACACCCAGGGACUGGUGCCACGAAUCACUCAACUGCUGGACAAGCUGCACUCCACCCGGCAGCACCUCCACCAGGCCUGGCACGUCCGCAAGCUGCAGCUGGACCAGUGCUUUCAACUCCGCCUGUUCGAACAGGACGCAGAGAAGAUGUUUGACUGGAUCAUGCACAACAAGGGUUUGUUCCUGGCAGGCUACACUGAGAUUGGCAAUAACCACCCCCACGCCGUUGAGCUCCAAACCCAGCACAACCACUUUGCUAUGAACUGCAUGAACGUGUAUGUGAAUAUCAACCGCAUCAUGUCAGUCGGUAACCGGCUGCUGGAGUCGGGUCACUACGCCUCGCAGCAGAUUAAGCAGAUCUCAGGUCAGCUGGAACAGGAGUGGAAGGCAUUCGCCGCCGCUCUGGAUGAACGCAGCACGCUGCUAGAGAUGUCUGCCAGCUUCCACCAGAAAUGUGACCAGUACAUGAGUAACGUGGACUCGUGGUGUAAGGCGUGCGGCGAGGUGGAUUUACCCUCCGAACUGCAAGACCUCGAAGACGCCAUUCACCAUCACCAAGGCCUGUAUGAACACAUCACUGCUGCUUACUCUGAGGUGAGCCAAGAUGGCAAAGCCCUGUUGGACAAACUGCAGCGACCUCUGACCCCAGGCAGUGCUGAUUCUCUGACAGCCUCUGCAAACUACUCAAAAGCGGUGCACCACGUCUUGGACAUCAUCCACGAGGUUCUACACCACCAGAGACAGCUGGAAAACAUCUGGCAGCACCGCAAAGUGCGACUGCACCAACGUCUGCAGCUCUGCGUCUUUCAACAGGACGUCCAGCAGGUGCUGGACUGGAUAGAAAACCACGGCGAGGCCUUUCUCAGCAAACACACAGGUGUCGGAAAGUCCCUGCACCGAGCUCGAGCUUUACAGAAACGACAUGAAGACUUUGAGGAAGUGGCGCAGAACACAUACACCAAUGCCGACAAGCUACUGGAGGCGGCAGAGCAGCUGGCCCAGACGGGAGAGUGCGACCCAGAGGAGAUAUACCAGGCCGCCCACCAGCUAGAAGACAGAAUCCAAGACUUUGUUCGCCGCGUGGAGCAGCGCAAAGUCCUGCUGGACAUGUCUGUCGCCUUCCACACGCACGUCAAAGAGCUCUGGACGUGGCUGGAGGAGCUACAGAAGGAGCUGCUGGACGAUGUUUACGCCGAGUCUGUGGAGGCCGUCCAAGAUCUGAUCAAACGCUUCGGCCAGCAACAGCAGACCACCCUGCAGGUCACCGUCAACGUGAUCAAGGAGGGAGAGGACCUCAUCCAGCAGCUCAGGGACUCCGCCAUCUCCAGCAACAAGACGCCCCACAACAGCUCCAUCAACCACAUUGAGAGCGUCCUGCAGCAGCUGGAUGAGGCACAGGCGCAGAUGGAGGAACUCUUCCAGGAGAGGAAGAUCAAACUGGAACUCUUCCUGCAGCUACGGAUCUUUGAGAGGGAUGCAAUUGACAUCAUCUCAGACCUGGAGUCGUGGAACGAGGAACUGACAGGUCAAAUUAAUGAUUUUGACACUGAGGACCUGACGCUGGCCGAGCAGCGGCUGCAGCACCACGCCGACAAGGCUCUGACCAUGAACAACCUCACCUUCGACGUCAUCCACCAGGGUCAGGAGCUGCUGCAGUACGUCAAUGAAGUCCAGGCCUCUGGUGUGGAGCUGCUGUGUGACCGGGAUGUCGACAUGGCCACAAGAGUUCAAGACUUGCUGGAGUUCCUCCACGAGAAACAGCAAGAGCUGGACUCGGCAGCUGAGCAGCACCGCAGGCACCUGGAGCAAUGUGUCCAACUGAGACACCUGCAGGCUGAAGUCAAACAGGUUCUGGGUUGGAUUCGUAAUGGUGAGUCGAUGCUGAAUGCUGGUUUAAUAACAGCCAGCUCCCUGCAGGAAGCGGAACAACUGCAGAGGGAACAUGAACAGUUUCAACAUGCCAUUGAGAAAACUCACCAGAGUGCUCUGCAGGUUCAGCAGAAGGCGGAGGCUCUGCUCCAGGCCAACCACUACGACAUGGACCUGAUCAGAGACUGUGCAGAGAGUGUGGCGUCCCACUGGCAGCAGCUCAUGCUGAAGAUGGAGGACAGACUCAAGCUAGUUAACGCCUCUGUGGCCUUCUACAAAACCUCUGAACAGGUGUGCAGUGUGUUGGAGAGCCUGGAGCAGGAGUAUAAGAGAGAAGAGGACUGGUGCGGAGGAGCCGACAAACUGGGACCCAACUGUGAAACGGACCAUGUCAGCCCCAUGAUCAGUAAACACCUGGAGCAGAAGGAGGCUUUCCUCAAGGCGUGCACUCUGGCCAGAAGAAAUGCAGACGUCUUCCUCAAGUACAUGCACAGGAACAGUGUCAACAUGCCCGGGAUGCUGAGUCAUGUCAAAGCACCAGAGCAACAGGUUAAAAACAUCCUCAAUGAGCUGCUACAGAGAGAGAAUCGUGUUCUCCACUUUUGGACCAUGAGGAAACGCCGGCUGGACCAGUGUCAGCAGUAUGUGGUGUUUGAACGCAGUGCCAAACAGGCUCUGGAGUGGAUUCACGACACUGGGGAGUUUUACCUGUCCACACACACCUCCACUGGCUCAAGUAUCCAUCACACACAGGAACUGCUGAAGGAGCAUGAGGACUUCCACAUCACAGCCAAGCAAACUAAGGAACGUGUGAAGCUGCUGAUCCAGCUGGCUGAUGGCUUCUGUGAGAAAGGCCACAGUCAUGCUGGAGAGAUUCAGAAAUGGGUGACGGCUGUGGACAAACGCUACAGAGACUUCUCCCUGCGUAUGGAUAAGUACCGCUGCAGCCUGGAGAAAGCCCUGGGCAUCUCCUCGGACUCCAACAAGGCAAGUAAAGAUCUCCAGUUGGACAUCAUCCCAGCCACCGCUCCGGGGUCAGAGGUCAAGCUGAGGGAUGCCGCUCAUGAGCUGAAUGAGGAGAAGCGCAAGUCGGCCCGCCGAAAGGAGUUCAUCAUGGCAGAGCUGAUUCAGACAGAAAAAGCCUACGUACGAGACCUGCGGGAGUGCAUGGACACUUACCUGUGGGAGAUGACCAGUGGAGUUGAAGAGAUUCCUCCAGGAAUCAUCAACAAGGAGCACAUCAUCUUUGGAAACAUGCAGGACCUCUAUGAAUUUCACCAUAACAUCUUUCUUAAAGAGCUGGAGAAAUAUGAGCAGCUUCCAGAAGAUGUUGGCCAUUGCUUUGUCACAUGGGCCGAUAAGUUCCAGAUGUAUGUGAACUACUGCAAGAACAAACCCGACUCCACCCAGCUCAUCCUGGAGCAUGCUGGGAACUAUUUUGAUGAAAUUCAACAGAGGCACCGACUGGCCAACUCCAUCUCUUCCUACCUGAUCAAGCCUGUGCAGAGAAUCACCAAGUAUCAGCUCCUGUUGAAGGAGCUGCUGACUUGCUGUGAAGAAGGUAAAGGAGAGAUAAAGGACGGGCUGGAAGUGAUGCUCAGUGUUCCUAAGAAAGCCAACGAUGCCAUGCACCUCUCUAUGCUGGAAGGUUUCGAUGAAAACAUCGAGUCCCAGGGAGAGCUCAUUCUCCAGGAGUCCUUCCAGGUCUGGGAUCCGAAGACUCUGAUCCGUAAAGGUCGAGAGCGCCACCUCUUCCUCUUCGAGAUGUCUCUUGUCUUCAGCAAGGAGGUCAAAGACUCAAAUGGCCGCAGCAAAUACAUCUAUAAGAGCAAACUCUUUACAUCAGAGUUGGGGGUGACAGAGCACGUAGAAGGAGACCCCUGUAAAUUUGCUCUAUGGGUCGGACGCACCCCAACCUCAGACAACAAGAUUGUACUCAAGCUAAGUCAGGGAUCCAAACAUGGAGCCAUGGCGUCGAGCAUCGAGAACAAGCAGGACUGGAUCAAGCACAUCAGGGAGGUGAUCCAGGAGCGCACCAUUCACCUGAGAGGAGCCCUCAAAGAGCCCAUUCAUAUCCCUAAAGCAACAACAGCCAAGCACCACAAGGGACAAAGGGAUAGAGAGGACCUGGACAGUCAGGGUGAAGGCAGCAGCCAACCAGACACCAUCUCUCUGGCGUCCCGCACCUCUCAGAACACGCUGGAUAGCGACAAGCUCUCUGGUGGCUGUGAGCUGACUGUGGUGAUACACGACUUCAUGGCCAGCAACAGCAACGAGCUGACUGUGCGCCGCGGCCAGACGGUGGAGGUUCUGGAGCGUUGUCACGACAAGCCGGACUGGUGCCUGGUCAGGACCACAGACCGCUCCCCGGCCCAGGAGGGCUUGGUUCCCUGCGCUAUGCUCUGUAUCGCCCAUUCCAGGUCCUCCAUGGAGAUGGAGGGCAUCUUCAACCACAAAGACACUCUGUCAGUGUGCAGCAAUGACUCCAUCAUGCCAGGGUCGUCCGCCACACUUCAGCCUGGUCACGGCAUUGGCUCUCACACCUCACCAGGGCCCAAACGACCAGGUAACACCCUGCGGAAGUGGCUCACCAGCCCAGUGCGUCGGCUAAGCAGCGGCAAGGCAGAUGGCCACGUGAAGAAGCUGGCUCACAAGCACAAGAAGAGCCGCGAUGUGAGGAAGAGCGGGGAGAUGACAAUGGGCUCGCAGAAAGACUCCGACGACAGCGCCGCUACACCUCAGGAUGAGACUGUGGAGGAGAGGGUUCGUAACGAGGGCCUGUCGAGCGGCACAUUGUCCAAGUCCAGUUCUUCAGGCAUGCAGAGCUGCGGCGAGGAGGAGGGCGAGGAAGGUGCUGACUCUGUGCCACUGCCUCCACCUAUGGCCAUCCAACAGCACAGCCUGCUGCAGCCAGACUCACAGGACGACAAGCAUUACCUUGAUUUAUGUCCUGUCUUUGCUUUGUCUCAGUUUCCAUACCUCUCCAUCUAAAAUGCCCUGCUCUUCCCCCCUCUGUCUCUUCCCUCAGUCAACUCUUGGAUUCUCUUUUUUUUUUUCCUCCAACUCUUCAGCUUUAACUGCUACUCACUUUCUAGUUUGAAAACAGAUGAAGCACGCAGCUUUUUGUAGACUUUCUUCUUUUUAAACUACACC
Molecule: messenger RNA, 6362 nt
Organism: Paralichthys olivaceus (Japanese flounder)
Lineage: Eukaryota; Metazoa; Chordata; Actinopteri; Pleuronectiformes; Paralichthyidae
Source: RefSeq, a predicted model, not a curated record